Thlaspi arvense is the source of this 2024-nucleotide messenger RNA. The record is from the annotation of a GenBank genome assembly. NCBI's taxonomy places the organism in Eukaryota, Viridiplantae, Streptophyta, Magnoliopsida, Brassicales, Brassicaceae.
CGAAAAAACUAAAAAGGCCAACGUUACAUUUUGGAAGAAGCUUUGUGUAUGUUUGAAGUAAGAAGAAAUACAGUCUCUAGGGCAAUGGUGCUCCAACAAGUGAAGACAGAUCAAGAAGAACUUUUUAAUGAUUUCAUUUUCCGAUCCAAACUUCCCGAUAUUUCCAUCCCCAAUCACCUUCUUCUCACUGAUUACGUCUUCCAAAAGUUCUCCGGUGUCGGCGAUGGAGACUCUACCACUACUUGUCUCAUCGACAGUGCCACCGGACGUAGUUUUACCUACGCCGAUGUACAAAUCUAUUCACGGCGGAUCGCCGCCGGUUUCCACCGGCUCGGGAUCCGCCACCGUGACACAGUGAUGCUCCUUCUCCCGAACUCGCCGGAGUUUGCUCUAUCUUUCCUCGCCGUCACUUACCUCGGAGCCGUUUCCACCACCGCGAAUCCGUUCUAUACGCAGUCUGAGAUUGCAAAACAGGCAAAAGCCUCCGCCGCGAAGAUGAUCAUCACGAUGCGAUGCUACGUCGAUAAACUAACAAACCUUCAAAACGACGGCAUUUUAAUCGUUUGCGUUGAAGAUGAAGACGGCGAUGUUUCAUUGGUCAACGGCUGCGUGAGUUUCACAGAACUGAUUCAAGCGGAAGAAACAGAGCUUCCUAAACCGGAGAUCUCGCUGGAGGACACGGUGUCGAUUCCGUACUCCUCAGGGACUACGGGGCUUCCAAAGGGAGUGAUGCUUACUCACAAGGGAUUAGUUACGGGCAUCGCUCAGAGAGUGGACGGAGAAAACCCUAAUCUUAACUUCACCGGAGAUGACGUCAUCCUCUGUUUUCUCCCAAUGUUUCACACUUACACGCUCAAUGCGUUGAUGCUUUCGGCGAUGAGGACCGGUGCGGCGCUCUUGAUCGCGCCAAGGUUCGAGUUGAAUCUGGUGAUGGAGCUGAUUCAUAAGUACAAAGUCACGGUGGUUCCGGUGGCUCCUCCGGUGGUCUUAGCGUUUGUUAAGUCCCCGGAAACUGAGAGAUACGACCUGAGUUCCGUGAGGAUGAUGAUUUCAGGUGCGGCGACGCUCAAGAAGGAGCUCGAAGACGCCGUGCGCCUCAAGUUUCCCAAUGCCAUAUUAGGUCAGUGUUAUGGAAUGACUGAGGCAGGAGUGGUGGCUAAGUCAUUGUCAUUUGCAAAGAAGCCGUUUAAGACCAAAUCCGGUUCGUGCGGGACUGUGAUCAGAAACGCUGAGAUGAAAGUGGUCGAUACCAUUACCGGAGUCUCCUUACCGCGUAACAAACCUGGCGAAAUCUGCAUCCGAGGCGAUCAACUCAUGAAAGGGUAUUUGAAUGAUCCGGAGGCUACUGCACGAACCAUAGAUAAAGACGGAUGGUUACACACAGGGGACAUUGGGUUUGUGGAUGAUGACGAUGAGGUCUUCAUUGUUGAUCGGUUAAAGGAACUGAUCAAAUUCAAAGGCUAUCAAGUGGCUCCAGCUGAGCUUGAAGCAUUGCUUAUUUCUCAUCCUUAUAUCGACGAUGCUGCUGUUGUCGCAAUGAAGGAUGAAGUUGCUGGAGAGGUUCCGGUAGCAUUUGUUGUUAGAUCAGAAGGGUCUCAGCUAACUAAAGAUGAUGUGAAGAAUUAUGUCAGCAAACAGGUGGUUCAUUACAAGCGAAUCAAGAUGGUGUUUUUCACUGACUCUGUUCCUAAAUCUCCAUCAGGGAAGAUAUUAAGAAAGGAUCUUAGAGCAAGACUAGCUAAUGGAACUUUAAAAUGAUCUAUGCACGUAAACACAAAAAUUGUCGAUUAGCAAAGGGAAGUUAUUUUUUAAAAUUUAUUAGCUUGUAUUGGUUCACCAAUCUAAGCUAAAAGGAUCUUAGAGAAGGGCUAGCUAAAUGCUUGAUGAACAAAGAGGACAAUAUUUGCUUUAUUUUCUAUGUAUUCAUGUGGUAAAGACAUAAGGGUUGUAUUUUUUGUUUCCUCAAAGCUGUUUAACAAAAAAUAAAAACAAAAAUUAGUGGAAUUAUGUUACCUAUAGUAUGA